Paramecium sonneborni is the source of this 696-nucleotide messenger RNA. NCBI's taxonomy places the organism in Eukaryota, Ciliophora, Oligohymenophorea, Peniculida, Parameciidae. The record is from the annotation of a GenBank genome assembly.
AUGAAUACUGCAAAAUUUCAUAAUCGAAGUUUAUCUCACUCUAAAAUCAAAAGCACAAAUAGAAUUAUCAAUGGUUAAUUUAGUGAACCAAAUCAAUUAAGCUCUAGCAUUUUGCAGUAAACUCAUGAAUAACAUUCUUUCCCAAAAGCCAAACGGUUUCAAUCUGUUUCAAGAGAAUCAACUCCAAAAAUGCUAUUGUUAAGUGAUACAAAAACAAAAAGAUCAACAUCAUUUGGAUUUGGUAUCAAACUUAUAAAACCUUUGGAUUUAGAAAGAAGAGAUAAAUUAAAUCCUGCUCCUGGAGACUAUUAAUUAAAAACUUUCUAAAAUACAAAAUCAUUUACCUUUGGAAAUAAGUUAACUAAAAUUGAACGUUAAUAAGUACCAGGUCCAGGAUAAUAUUAGUAUAAAUUACAAUCAAAAACACCUUAAUUUAGCAUCUAUGCAAAAAUAUUGUAUCAUUAUUUAUAUAUUUAUAGAGAAAAAUAAGUAUUACCCAAAUAAUCAGCAUCAUUUGUUACUUAUAAUCCAAAAGAAGCUUUAACAUUAAAUUAAAGAUUUAAUAAAAUAAGUUUUGGUAUUGGGGAUAGACCAAAAUAAACUUUUAAUGAAUAAAUUCCUGGACCAGGAUCCUAUCAAUGUAAAUCCCUCUUUGAUUUAAUUUGUGAAAGAAGAAAAUUGAAAGUUUCAACUUGA